Molecule: messenger RNA, 879 nt
Organism: Cooperia oncophora
Lineage: Eukaryota; Metazoa; Nematoda; Chromadorea; Rhabditida; Trichostrongylidae
Source: the annotation of a GenBank genome assembly
AUGAUCUAUGAUCUCCUUCUGGCUGUAUUGAUUUGGCGACCAGUCGCGGCCCAAUACUCACCUCGCCUACCGAUCAAUAUUGUUGUCGGUCUUCCGAAAGAUGAGGGCCAUGUCUUCAAAAACCCGUUCAAGUUGACGCUUUCUAAAAGCCAACCGGUAUUUGACGUGGCUGUUGAAGAUGUCUACGAGAAAUACCAGCUGAUGCCAUUCGGAUCGUUGCGUGUCGUUUACGAGGACACACAGUUAAGCGACGCCAUUGCACCACAACGAAUGGUAGAACACUACUGUAAUCGGUCGGUGGAUGCGGUGAUGGGCAUGGCAUACGUGUACGCAUUGGCACCUGUGGCACGGAUGAGUGCUUUCUGGUUUGGUGGCGUGCCAGUGUUCACUACAUCGGGUCUGGUUGACGAACUCGGCGAUCGGAAGGAGUUCCCAUUACUCACUCGAAUGAUGGGUACCUACAGAACGCUUGGAAAUCUAAUGUACGAGAUAGCACGGUCGCUCAGCUGGCAUCAUUUCUACUUUAUUUUCAAUGAUGAGGCUGGCAUCGAAGGUGGCAAGGGUUUGCCGCGGUCUGAGUGUUAUUUUUCUCUCAACGCGAUCCGUAAUCGCAUCCAGAAGGAGAUCAUCUGGCAUGUGGACAUGUUCUCGACUAGGAACGCGAGCCGCAAAAAGUAUUCGGAUCUGCUCAAGAAGGUUUCCAUGUCGAGCAACAGUGAGUUUUACUAUAUCGGUCUGGCUCCAAUCAAUCCUCGCGUCCAUAAAUUUUGUUCCAAAACCCUGCGAGGCCACUUUCUCGUAUCGACGUGCUGCGCCCUUAACCAGCAGCAAAAGAUUCAUGAGAGAAGACGACUUUCUACGCCUCUCAUUUGGUUAUAA